Molecule: messenger RNA, 1011 nt
Organism: Knipowitschia caucasica
Lineage: Eukaryota; Metazoa; Chordata; Actinopteri; Gobiiformes; Gobiidae
Source: the annotation of a GenBank genome assembly
AUGAUUGUGGACUUCAGGAAGAGCACUGUCCCCCCGCCCCCACCCUCCGUGAUGGACUCCCCCAUCACCUCUGUGGAGUCCUUCCGUUUCCUGGGCACCACCAUCACCCAGGACCUCAAGUGGGAGCCGACCAUCAGCUCCCUCAUCAAGAAGGCCCAGCAGAGGAUGUACUUCCUGCGGCAGCUCAGGAAAGCCAAGCUGCCUGCACAGAUGUUGGUGCAGUUCUACACGGCCAUCAUCGAAUCCAUCCUCACCUCCUCCAUCACCGUGUGGUUCGCUGGAGCCACAGUCAGGGACAAACAGAGACUACAGCGCAUUGUGCGCUCUGCAGAGGAAGUGAUCGGCCGCAGCCUUCCAUCGCUGCAGGACCUUCCCGUAGAAUCUGACCGGGAUGACUUAUCUGUGGCAGGGGUGCAGCCUUUUAUAGAGGAGAAAGAGCUGGAGGUUUUGGAGAAAAGCAUGCAAGCAGCCGAGACCAGUUCAUGGACAUUUGGCGAGAUCGUGCUGAACCGCAGAUGGCUGAAGGAUGUGGAGAAGUUCCUCACAUUUCGCAAGAACACUUCUCGCAGCUUUGGACUACAAUCACCACAACAACCGUCCGGCACAUGUGAACAGCAAAGGCCAAGUGUCCCUAAAGAGACUGUACAGCAAAAAAUCGAAACGGUAUCGGAGGACUCUUUUGAAUGUACGCGUGUUGCAGUCCGACAACAAGAAAUAGUCAAUUCUGCCCCACCUGUGGAAAAUGUCAAAGCGCGCUGGCCAGCACUUUAUACAGAGAGACAGGUCCUGGCAGAAUUUAACCAGAUCACCAGCUCCAAACUGGGCAAUGAUUUCGUUGAAGCAUUGGAUUGCCUAACGACACAGUUCAUCAAGCUCUUAAGGCCAAAAGGGGGUCUGCUGGCGCUAAGCUUUCCAAGAUUGUCCGGCACCUCGAUUCCUGUCAGAGGAGAUGGAGAAAGGAGAAAGGUACACAUCAAAAGAGAUGGUGGAACUGCAGGAAAACCCUGGUGA